Anastrepha ludens (Mexican fruit fly) is the source of this 396-nucleotide messenger RNA. RefSeq lists its product as uncharacterized. The transcript is spliced from 2 exons. NCBI's taxonomy places the organism in Eukaryota, Metazoa, Arthropoda, Insecta, Diptera, Tephritidae. Gene Ontology annotation, molecular function: nucleic acid binding. The record is from RefSeq and is a predicted model, not a curated record. Bases 1 to 396 code for a protein of 131 amino acids.
AUGCCAAGCUGUAUUUGGUCAGACAACGCAACCAAUUUCGUAGGCGCUAAGAACGAGUUGAGAGACCUAAAACGCCUACUCCUACGCCAAGAGCACCGCAGUAAGGUUCACGUUCACUACCUCAACAAUGGUUUCGACUGGCGAUUCAUACCACCUCGUUCACCACAUUUCGGCGGCUUGUGGGAAGCCGCAGUAAAAAUGGCUAAACAGCACCUGUACCUCACUCUUGACUCUGCAAUUCUUGGUUUCGAUGAACUGCAAAAUCCAGAAGACCUUGAUGUUUUAACUCCAGGUCAUUUUCUUAUUGGCGGCCCGCUUACAGCUGCUCCUGAGCCUAACAUCACGCAUUUGAAUUACAAUCCACUCGGUCACUGGCAGCGUUUCACAUACUUCUAA